Echinops telfairi (small Madagascar hedgehog) is the source of this 1692-nucleotide messenger RNA. RefSeq names its product NIN1 (RPN12) binding protein 1 homolog (gene NOB1). Gene Ontology annotation, cellular component: preribosome, small subunit precursor. Gene Ontology annotation, biological process: ribosomal small subunit biogenesis; maturation of SSU-rRNA. The transcript has 10 exons. The coding region runs from base 16 to 1275 and encodes 419 amino acids. Lineage: Eukaryota; Metazoa; Chordata; Mammalia; Afrosoricida; Tenrecidae. The record is from RefSeq and is a predicted model, not a curated record. Gene Ontology annotation, molecular function: RNA endonuclease activity.
ACUGACUCCGCCAAGAUGGCGCCGGUGGAGCACGUUGUGGCCGAUGCCGGGGCUUUCCUGCGGGACGCGGCUCUGCAGGACAUCGGGAAGAACAUCUACACCAUCCGGGAGGUGGUCACCGAGAUUCGGGACAAGGCCACCCGCAGGCGGCUCGCAGUCUUGCCCUACGAGCUGCAUUUCAAGGAUCCCUUCCCGGAGUACGUUCGGCUGGUGACAGAGUUUUCGAAGAAAACCGGAGACUACCCCAGCCUCUCUGCCACAGACAUCCAAGUACUGGCGCUUACCUACCAGCUGGAAGCAGAAUUUGUUGGGGUGUCGCACCUUAAACAAGAACCUGAAAAGGUUAAAGUGAGCUCCUCAGGUCAGCAUCCGGAAACCCCACUCCUCAUUUCCGGUUUCCAUCUUCCCUUGAAGCCUAAACCCCCACGAGAAACAGCAGAUCAUGGACCCCCCGCCAGCACACCUGAGAGCCUAGAAUUCAGUUCCUUCGUGUUCUGGAGAAACCCUCUGCCCGAUAUUGACCGCGAACUCCAGGAGCUGCUGGAAUUCUUCGUGUCUCAGCUUGACCGGGAUGAGAGUGCCCCGGAAGAGGAGGACAAUGGAUUUGAAGAAGAGAAAGAGGACGACAGUGACGAUGGUGGGGGGUGGAUAACCCCCAGCAACAUUAAGCAGAUCCAGCAGGAGCUGGAGCAGUACCGGGUCCCAAGCAACGUGCAAGUCGGCUGCGUGACAACAGACUUUGCCAUGCAGAACGUGUUGCUGCAAAUGGGACUGCACGUGCUGGCGGUGAACGGCAUGCUGAUCCAGGAGGCCCGGAGUUAUGUCCUGCGCUGCCACGGCUGCUUCAGGACAACAUCUGACAUGAACCGGGUGUUCUGCUCCCACUGUGGAAACAAGACCCUGAAGAAAGUGUCUGUGACGGUCAACAGUGACGGCACCCUGCACAUGCACUUCUCCCGCAACCCCAAGGUGCUGAACCCCCGAGGCCUCCGGUAUUCACUUCCCACUCCCAAGGGGGGCAAAUACGCCACCAACCCUCAUCUGACCGAGGACCAGCGCUUCCCUCAGCUUCGGCUCUCCCGAAAGGCGAAGCAGAAGACCAACGUGUUUGCCCCUGACUACACUGCUGGAGUGUCGCCCUUUGCUGAGAACGACAUCUCCAGCCGGUCGGCUACCCUGCAGCUCCGAGAUGGCACGCUGGGGGCCGGGAGGAGACGGUUAAAUCCCAAUGCUUCCAGAAAGAAGUUUGUGAAGAAAAGAGAGAAAAUGCCAUAGCUCACAAGAAAAUGUCCAGAACGAAUAGGAAUGUAGCAAAGUUGCUGGGCACCAGAUCGACACCGAUCAACACCAGCAAGCAGAGAUCUGAAAGGAGCCCUGGCGACACCGUCCCAUUGACAGUCACGUCCAGAGAACCACGUGCUGGCUCCAACUCACAGCAGCAACGCCGCCGUGCACAGCCAAACCCUGACCUGGCAGUCCACCCCACGCUCACCUCCCCGUGUCACCAUGCCACUGUCAUUCCAUCCUAUGAGCUGUUCCUCUUUCUCUCAGCAGAAUGUCCUAAGCAGAGGCUGGUCCCUCCUAAGAUCAUGUCCAAAGUCCACGAGGUGAAGCCUUCCCAUCCUCGUGUCAUCUUUUAAAAAUCAUCUAUUGGGGCUCAUACAGCUCUUACCACAAUCCAUACAUUGUACA